Molecule: messenger RNA, 1164 nt
Organism: Xyrauchen texanus (razorback sucker)
Lineage: Eukaryota; Metazoa; Chordata; Actinopteri; Cypriniformes; Catostomidae
Product: tumor necrosis factor receptor superfamily member 11B-like
Exons: 4
Coding region: 22-975 (317 amino acids)
Molecular function (GO): protein binding
Source: RefSeq, a predicted model, not a curated record
CAGCGCGCUCUGUCCUGAUCAAUGAAGUCUGAUCAACAAUCAGCACGCGUGAUGUUUCUCUUCACAGUAUUGCUUCUGCCGGUUCUGUCGGUCUCCGGCUCUGAUCGAGUGUAUCAGCGCGUGGAUCCAGUGACCGGACAGACCAUUGUGUGUGAUCGGUGUCCGCCGGGGUUCCGCCUGAGCGCGCACUGCACGCGCUCCCGUCCGUCAGAGUGUGUCCCGUGCGGCGCGGAUCUGUACACGGAGUUCUGGAACUUCAUCCCGAACUGUCUGCGGUGCGACGCGUGUUCCGACCGUCAGCGGGUCGUUCGGGCGUGUAACGGGACCGUUAAUACCGUGUGUGAAUGUGAGGUCGGGUUUUAUUGGGAUCAAUUCUUCUGCAAGAGACACACCGUGUGUAAACCGGGACACGGAGUCAAAUCAUCAGGUACCCCACACACAGACACGGUAUGUGAACUCUGCGCAGAUGGACUGUUCGCUGACAUCACGCAGACACAUGCGGCAUGCGUCACUCACAGCGCAUGCGGGUCAGAUGAACAGCUGGUGCUGCCGGGAUCCAGGUGGCACGAUAACGUGUGUGCCACAUGUGACCAGAUCACAGAGAAAGGUUGGGUGGAUUUACUCCGUCCGAUUCUCUGGGGUCUGUUUGUACAGCAGAAAAUCCCUGCGCGACGACUUCAGCGGCUUGUGAAUCUUCUCCUGCAAAUGAAUUCGCAUUGGAGAGAGAUGUUCCAGAACACAGAGAGUCCGAUGGAUCGAAUCCAACUCUGGAUCAGUCAAGUAUCAGAGGAGGAACUGCAAAACCUGCUGCUGAAACUGAAGGCAACACAUCUGGGGCACUUAGCACACAAAAUCAAACAGAAAAUCAGAAAGUUUGAGAUGUUUGACAUUCGCUGCAGGAACAGCAAGAUUAGGAAGGAAAAUACUUUUAAUCAAUCACUCAACAUGAUUAAUUUAUUAUUAGAUGGACUGUAGUGCUCUUGGUCUUAGCUGUCGAGACGUGCAGAUGUUUGAGUAACUAUAACAGCUGUUACUGUGAUAGUACCGAUGCACAUGUGAGACAUGGACACUGUAUUUGUGCACUUUUGUUUUCUCUAGCUUGUUAAAGAGUUUUUGAAAAUAUUAAAUAUUUGUUUUGUUUUUACAGUGAAUGUCAUACAAUUC